Molecule: messenger RNA, 2313 nt
Organism: Nycticebus coucang (slow loris)
Lineage: Eukaryota; Metazoa; Chordata; Mammalia; Primates; Lorisidae
Gene: PTER
Product: phosphotriesterase related
Exons: 6
Coding region: 643-1692 (349 amino acids)
Biological process (GO): catabolic process
Molecular function (GO): hydrolase activity, acting on ester bonds; zinc ion binding
Source: RefSeq, a predicted model, not a curated record
AGAGCGGGACACGGAAAAGGCCCCGGACCGCGGCAGAGCAGAGGGCCCCGGGGGCGGAGGCGGCCGCGGCCAGAGGAGGGAAGCGCCCCGGAACGGAGCGGGCGCAGGAGCUGUGGGCCCGGCGAGACCAUUGGCAACAUUUGGGAGCCCUACCUGGAACUACUGCAGUCUGAGUCACGGAGGAGGACACGCUGCACGCCCUGGGCCUGAAGUGCCCUUGUUGCCACCACCGCCUCUUGCUUCCAGUUCAGGAGGAUCUGAUUGAGAAGCUGCUUAACUACGCCCCCUGGAGAAGUGACUGUGCCAGAGCCCCUCCCUUUCCGCCCCACCCCCAGCCCCUGCCCUGCACCUGCUGUGCUGACCAGGGUUCUUUCAACUGAGGUGUCAGGGAAGUGGGAGCAUUGCCUGGCCACAGCACAUGGGCAUGUUGUACCCCCCAACUCUGGGAGGGGGGCAUCCAGUGAAGGUCUUUCAGAACCAAGAAAGAAAAAGAAAAUUAACCCACAUGGAAGACUGAACCUGUUACUAAUGGUGCUGUGAUUUCAUCAACUAAAGAGAUGAAGUACACAUUACUUGCUCUCAGUAACAAGGAAUGGGAAAAAAAACCCUGUCGUAAAGCAUCUCCUGGUGGUACCAUCAAAAAUGUCUUCCUUAAGCGGGAAAGUCCAAACCGUUUCGGGUCUUGUGGAGCCAAGCCAACUGGGCCGCACCUUGACCCAUGAGCACCUGACCAUGUCUUUCGACUGCUGUUACUAUCCGCCGCCUCCGUGCCAUGAAGCUACUGCCAAGGAACCGAUUACGAUGAAAAAUUUAUAUUGGAUUCAGAAGAAUCCUUAUUCCCAUAAAGAGAACCUUCAUUUGAACCAGGAAACAGAAGCCAUAAAGAAAGAGUUGUUGUACUUUAAAGCACAGGGUGGAGGGGCUUUGGUGGAGAACACAACUGCUGGGAUUAGCCGUGACGUGCAGACACUAAAGUGGCUUGCAGAAGAGACUGGCGUCCAUAUCGUAUCUGGAGCUGGGUUUUAUGUGGGCGCAACGCACUCUUCUGAGACCAGAGCCAUGUCAGUGGAGCAGCUUACCAGUGUCCUUAUUAAUGAAAUUCUCCAUGGAGCUGAUGGAACCAGUAUCAAGUGCGGUGUUAUUGGAGAAAUUGGUUGCUCCUGGCCUUUGACUAACAGUGAAAGAAAGGUUCUUCAGGCAACAGCUCAUGCCCAGGCCCAGCUUGGUUGCCCUGUUAUUAUUCAUCCUGGACGGAAUCCAAGUUCACCAUUUCAGAUUAUCCGGAUAUUGCAAGAAGCAGGUGCGGACAUCUCCAAAACAGUUAUGUCACACCUUGAUAGGUCUCUGCCCAGUAAGAAGGAGCUACUGGAAUUUGCUCAACUUGGCAGUUACUUGGAAUAUGAUCUCUUUGGCACUGAACUCCUUAAUUACCAACUCGACCCAGACACUGAUAUGCCAGAUGAUAACAAAAGAAUUAGGCGGGUGCGUCUUCUGGUAGAUGAAGGAUAUGAAGAUCGAAUUCUGAUGGCCCAUGACAUACAUACAAAACACCGGCUGAGGAAAUACGGAGGUCACGGCUAUUCCCAUAUACUCACCAACAUUGUUCCUAAAAUGUUACUUAGAGGAAUAACUGAGGGUACCCUUGAUAAGAUUCUAGUAGAAAACCCUAAGCGAUGGCUAACUUUCAAAUAGGAUGGUUGCUUUCCGGUAUUCACACCUUCAAGUAUAAAACUUGCAGGGAACACUCAAUGAUUUCAAACCCACUGUGAGAUAUUAAUCAUUUACUUAAUCACGGAUUACUUCCAGCUAAUGAGAAAGAGAAGCCUUGGCCUCCCCCCAAACCAGCUGACUGUUAUUACAUCUGCACCUCCAGGGAGUGACUAAGCCUAAUUGACCUCUUAUUGUUUUUGCCUUAAUAAAAUAAAUACAGAAGUACCUAUUUCUAAACAAUGAUUUUGAAGUUUAUAACCUGUAAGUGGCAUUGGUUUGGUUUUUUUUUUAAUCUAUUAGCUGCACUACAUGAAAAAAUUUAAAGUGUUUCCAGUUGAAUUAUUCCCUUCGGGAGCAAUCUAAUGUUCUUGUAAUAUUGAUAAUCCUACUAAUUAUUCCGCUGUUCUUUAAUUAAUGCUUAAUGAAUAAUAUGGCACUUUCAAAUAACUUCUGCAGCAAGGGAAGUUAAAUUUUAAGACUUUUUCCCAAUGGGUUACUGUAAUACCAUUACCAAUUCACAAUGAUAAAAAUAUUUUGAAAGGUUAAUGUUUUGCUGUCCACCUGUCUCUAUAUCCUUAAAAUAAAUCAGUCUUGAUGCCUUUG